ACCAGUGAAACCCUGGGCCACCGAAGCGGAGUGCAUGAACUUAACCACUCGACCACGGGGCCAGCCCCUAUCUUAGCCCUUCUGAUAGGAGUGUGGUGAUGUCACAUGCUGGUCUUAAAUUGAAUCGCCCUAAUGGCUACUGAUGUCAAACAUCUUUUCAUGUGCUCACUUGCCAUCCAUAUGUCCUCUUUGGUGAAGUGUCUCUUUAUGGCUUGCCCAUUGUGUAUUUGGAGUGUUUGAUUUUUUAAAGGUUGAAUUUUGAGAGUUCUUUAUAGAGUCUGGAUAGGAAUAUAUCAAUUCAUAUAUGUGGUAUAUCCAUACAGUGGAAUAUUACUCAGCCAUAAAAAGGAAUGAGGCACUGAUAUAGGCUACAACAUGGAUGAACCUUGAAAACUAUGCUAAGUUAAAGGAGUGGGACACAAAAGGCCACAUAUUGUGGAUUCCAUUUAUCUUAAAUGUCCAGAAAAAAUCCAUAGAAAUUUGUCCAAAUGUCUAUGUCCACAUCCAUAGAGACAGAAAUUAGAUUAGUGGUUGCCAGGGGCUAGUGGAGGGGGGAAUAGGGAUUGACUGCUAAUGGGCAAAGGGUUUCUUUUUGGGGUGAUGGGAUAGAUAAUGGUGGUGGUUGUACAACUCUGUGAAUAUAUUAAAAACCAAAAAAAUUGUACCUUGAGCUUGUUCAGGAUCUCUCAGAGAGGGGUUAUGGAUGAGAAGGCCUAAGGCUCCCCUCCACUUGCCAGGCAUGCUUUGCCAUGGGCAAAUAACUGGAUCUGGCCAAUGAGACUUGAAAGGAUGUCUGUUGGGAAUUUUCUGGGAAAGUCUUCCUAGCUUUUAAAAUAGGACAUAGGAUGGAGACGUUCCGCCUUUUCUGGCUCUGAACAUUGCCGUAUGUGUGAGAUACUCAGAACUGAGGCCGCCAUCUUGAGCCAUGAGGGAAGCCAGCCGAGAGGAGGGGCCACCUUGCUGAUGAUGGCAGAGUAGACUGAUGGGAAGGACCUGGGUCCCUAAUGAUGUCAUUCCACUGAAUGAACCAAUCCUGAAAUGGCUUUACCUCUGGACUUCUUGUUAAGUGAGGUAAAAACUCCCCUUUCUGAAUGGCUUUGAUUGUGUUUUCCAUUACUUGCAGCCCAAAACACCAUAACUGAGAGAGUAUCAAAUGCUGCUGAGAUAUCAAGUGAUACAAGGACAAUGCAGAAACUGCAGUUGCCCCCUGCAUCUGCUCUCCCUUCUCACGCAGUAAUAGAAUUCUUAGCUGGGCUAUGGCCGUGAGAAGUUCUAGCCAUGAGAUAUGAGCAGAAGGAUUGUGGGUGUGCCUGUUAGGGGAAGGGGCAAGCCCUUCAUUCCUCCCUUCUUUCUCUUUUCAUUGGCUGUCAUGGACUGAAUGUGUCCCUCCAAAAUAAUCUUGAAGCCCUAACCCCCAUGUGACUGUAUAUGGAUAAGGUUAAAUGAAGUCAUAAGGGUGGGGCACUGAUCCCAUAGGAUUAGUGUCCUUAUAAAAAGAUAGAGAGUGCUCUCCCCCCACACGUGAGGACACAGUGAGAAAGUGGCCAUCUGCAAGCCAGGAAGAGGGUCUCACCAGGAACCAAACCCUGCUAGAACCUUGAUCUUGAACUUUCCAGCCUCCAGAACUGUGAGAAAAUGAAUUUUUGUUGUUUAAGCCGCCCAGUCAGUGGUAUUCUGUGACAGCAGCCAGAGCUAAGUGAUACCCUGGCUGAAAUAAACGCACGAGGGCGGAGGCUGGAGCAGCCAUCUCAGAUCGUGAGAAGGAAGCCCUGUGUUGAGGACGGCAGAGCAACAAGAGAGAAGAGAUCUGGCUCCUCAGUAGUCGUGACUGUCAUACCAUUUCUAGAUCUCCUGCCAGGACUCGGAGGUAGAUACUGUUUGGAUAUUCGGAUAUCGUUUAAGCCUCUGUUAGUUUCUGGUGCAUCACUCUCUCCUCCUCCCCUCUAUGGGAGGGACACACUUUCCCUGCCUCACUGAUGGAUAACAGGCUUGACCAUGUGACUUGCUUUAGACGAUGAAAUGAGCAGAUGGGAUGUAUGCCACACCCAAGCAGCAGUUUUAAAUGUGCCUGCAUGGUUUGGCCGGGUCUUUGGGGUUUCUGCCUUCCUCUACAGGAGGAGCAUGCCCCAGGGGACUGCUGCUCCUUUAGCCUGGGUCCUGGAAUGAGAGGCACACAGAGCGGACCUGAACCCAACCCACGGCCUGAAGUAGAGCUAGCACAGCCGAUGUGCAGAACCACGGGAAAGGAACUGUUGCUGUAAGCCAUUGCCAUCUGGGGGAUGUGUGUUAUGCACGUCAACACAGCAAGGACUAUGCAUAUGGGUUCUCUCGGUUACAUUAUCAGAGCUCAGGGGAUAAAACAAGGGAUGAAAGCUGUCCCUUGAAUCUCAUGACAUGGAGGUCUCUGGUGACCUUAGGAAGACUUGCCUCAGUGGAGUAGAGAGGACCGAAGGCAGACUGGAGCAAGUUGAGCCGUGAGUGAGAGGUAAGGAGAUGGAGAUGUGUGUGCAGGCAACUCUUUGGAGAAGUUUGGCUGUGAUGGGAGGAGAGAGGUGGGCCACUAGCUGGAGGGGGAAGAGGAAUCCAGUGGCAGCCGUGGAGAUGUGCGGCUCACAUCUCCCGCGGAGACAGAACCUGCUGAUGAGCCAUGAGGAAUGCCGUCAGGGGACAGACUCCAAGGUGUAGCCCCUUCCAGGUCUACUGCAGCAUCGGAGCCAAGGCCACACUAUCCCCAGCAUCCCUGGGCCAGUGACAGAUCUCCGGAGGGAUACCAGGGCCUGGCCAUUUCCACCCUAAGGACCCACCAGACACAGGUUGAAAGGAUUUUCUCUUGGUUGCUUUUAAUGACAGAGACCAGGGUAUGCUUAGAAGCCCUUCGCGAAGAAUCCAGUUGGGAAAGAGCAGCUGAACAUGGAAGAGAGAAGAUGUGCAGAUGGAGAGAGGGAGGUCCCUGGAAAGGCAGAGGGAGACGGGAUGUGGACCAUGGGGGAGUGGUUCCUCAGGCCAGGGGAGGAGGGAAGAGGCAGGAGAAAGGAGGGAUGGGUGCAGGCCCAUGAGGACGUAUAGGUUUGGGAGCAGGGUGAUGGCAGACUUCCCAUCACAGUUUUCUUUUUCUGAGAAGUGGGAAGCAAGAUCAGGCCCGAGGGUCAGGAAACUGAGUCCCGCAGGGCACACGGGCUGUGUCUCUGUCUUCCUCUCUUGGCUUCAGUCUUCCCACCUGCACCAUAAACAGCUCAGGCUAGACCCCAGGUCCCCAAACUCAUUUAAUCCUCAGGAGCUUUUCAAAAAUAUACUUUCGGGGGCCCCCAUCCCUGAACUGCUGGAUCGGAAUCUUGGGGGCAGAAGUGGUGGGAGCAGGAAUCUGUAUAUAUUUUAGAAGUGCUCCCAGGGGUGAUGUGGAUGCACAGCCAGGUUUGGAAGCACCUGGUGGGGUCUCUUGGGGGCCCCUCCAGCUCCGAAAAUCUGUGGUUCCAGUUGGAAGGUGGGAAAUUCCAGUACUGCAUUUUAUUGAUGCUACAAACCACAGAAUAAGCCACAUGCCACUUCUUGUCACCUAUAACUACAAAAGCCCAAAAGAUACCAGAACUUAAGAGGAGCCACAGAAAGGCAAAAUCAGCAGCAAAAUAAGUGGCCCUGCCUCUGUGGGAAGCCCACGGCACACACUCUUGACUCCAGAGACCGUGUUUCCAAAACCCCAGCUUUGGGAAGAAAAGAAGAAAGGUCUGUGUUGAUUUCCAUUUGGGGGAUCCUUCCCCCUCCUAAACUUUUAGAGGCAGAAAAAGUGAUUUGACUUUGGAUUGACUGUAGAAGAAGGGACAGAAAGAGCCCAGAACAUUCCCCCAGAUGUUCCAGCUGUGACUCCUCCAGGGCCCCUUGAUGGGACCAUCUGAAAGGUCGUCCACCAGCUGGACGCCAAAGGAAGCAGAGAUGUGCAUUGGUUCCCAGCUGGAUGAGAAGAGCAGGGGGUGGAGGCCAGGAGACGGGAGCACCACCCCUCCCCUCCUCCCCCCAGCCCUCUCCUUCCUCUUCCUCUUGCCGCUGGCCAGCGCCCUACAGCUUACUCCACUGCCCUUUCCAGAGCUAAGGCUGGUGGGGGGCCCGAGCCGGUGCCAGGGGCGCCUGGAGGUCCUGCAUGGCGGCUCCUGGGGCAGUGUCUGCGACGAUGACUGGGACGUGGUGGACGCUAAUGUGGUGUGUCGUCAGCUGGGCUGUGGUCUGGCGCUGCCGGUGCCUCGGCCCCUCGCCUUUGGCCAGGGUCGAGGCCCCAUCCUGCUGGACAACAUUGAAUGCCGAGGGCAGGAAGCUGCGCUGAGCGAGUGUGGCAGCAGAGGCUGGGGCGUCCACAACUGCUUUCACUAUGAGGACGUGGCUGUCUUGUGCGAUGAAUUUUUGCCCACGCAGACCCCAACAAGGAAAGUGUUAACCAGUAAGGCACCCUCUACAACUUCCCAGAAUGGGAAAGGUGAGGGCAGCGUGCGCCUGGUGGGGGGCGCGGGCCCGUGUCAGGGCCGAGUGGAGAUCCUCCAUGGCGGCCUGUGGGGCACCGUGUGUGACGACGACUGGGGGCUACCGGACGCGGCCGUAGUCUGCCGCCAGCUGGGCUGCGGGGCCGCUCUGGCCGCCACCACCAACGCCUUCUUCGGCUAUGGCACGGGGCACAUCCUGCUGGACAACGUGCACUGCGAGGGCGGCGAGCCCCGCUUGGCCGCCUGCCUGAGCCUGGGCUGGGGCGUGCACAACUGCGGCCACCACGAGGACGCCGGCGCGCUCUGCGCAGUCCUGGGCCUCCCGACUCUCGCAGCACUGCCACCCUCAGCCACCAGAGAGGACUGGGCCUGGCACACACAGCCAGAGGCUACAGGAGUUGGUGCCCUGCCUUCCAGGGAGACGGCACUGUUCACCACACCUGCCUGGGCCUUGGGGAAGAAAAGCAGGUGGCUGCGGCUGGUGGGCGGCCCGGGCCCGUGCCGCGGCCGCGUGGAGGUGAUGUACGCCGGGGGCUGGGGCACCGUCUGCGACGAUGACUGGGACUUCGCGGAUGCGCGCGUGGCAUGCCGCGAGGCGGGCUGCGGGCCUGCGCUGGGCGCCACAGGCCUGGGCCACUUCGGCUACGGCCGCGGCCCUGUGCUGCUGGACAACGUGGGCUGCACCGGCACGGAGGCCCGCCUGAGCGACUGCUUCCACCUGGGCUGGGGCCAGCACAACUGCGGCCACCACGAGGACGCGGGCGCGCUCUGCUCAGGCCCAGAGGAGCUAGGACUGCAAGUCCAGCAGGACGGUUCUGAGACCACCUGGGUGCCCACUCCUCGGCCCAGAGACGGGCACCUACGCCUGGCCAAUGGAGCCCACCGAUGCGAGGGGCGUGUAGAACUUUUCCUAGGGCAGCGAUGGGGCACUGUUUGUGAUGAUGCUUGGGACCUGCGGGCAGCCAGUGUCCUGUGCCGCCAGCUGGGCUGUGGCCAGGCCCUGGCAGCUCCUGGCGAGGCCCACUUUGGCCCAGGCCGAGGCCCCAUCCUCCUGGACAAUGUCAAGUGCCGUGGGGAUGAGAGUGCCCUUCUGCUCUGCUCUCAUAUCCGCUGGGAUGCCCACAACUGUGACCACAGCGAGGAUGCCAGUGUCCUGUGCCGGCCAUUGUGACCCACCCUGCUCUGCAGACCACCUCUUCUGGGAGCCUACUGUGGCCUGCCCCUCUUCCUCCAGGAAGCCCUCCUCCUGUGACAACUGCAGUUCACUCUGCCCUUCCCUCCCUUGCCUGGGUGAGAGCCUGCUCAGACAGUGUGGUCCUGUAUAGAGGAGGCUGGCUCUACUCCAUCAACUUACUGUGUGACCUCACCUGUCAUCAGCUAUUGUAGGCCCAAUUCAAUGAAAGCUCCCACUUUCUGCUCAGCCAAAACAGAAAACGUGGGAAGGGAAUGAUUCCUAAUUCUCCUCCUUGGUGGGGCUCCUGUUACAGCACCUCGACCCUGCCUUCCUAGACCUCGGUCCAAGAGAUUCGGGAGCCCUCCGUAAAUGGAUUCCCUCCCUUCCCCCUACCCAUCUUGGGAUCUUCAAGAAGAGGGAAGGCAGGAGAGGCCUACGGCUCUUACCUUGGACUGCCUGAGCCUGCAGAAGAACCUGGGUCCUUGCCCUGGCCUGCUCCAUGAGGGCCCAGACUCAGAUGGUGCUUGGCUGGACAAGGGGACUGGAGGGGCCAAGACAGGGACAGCGGCCCCUCCCUGCAGCUAGAACAGCAUCUCUGAUUUAUGCUGCCCCCACCACAGAGCCUCCACUUUGCACUAGCAAAGAACCCUGGGGGCCUGUAGCCACCCGUUCAUAGGUGCCAAGUCAAUAAAGCAUUGUCCCCCCGUCUUU
Messenger RNA from Equus caballus (horse), 6351 nucleotides. Lineage: Eukaryota; Metazoa; Chordata; Mammalia; Perissodactyla; Equidae. The record is from RefSeq and is a predicted model, not a curated record.